This is a messenger RNA of Anarrhichthys ocellatus (wolf-eel), 850 nucleotides long. Its product is annotated as mitogen-activated protein kinase-binding protein 1-like. Lineage: Eukaryota; Metazoa; Chordata; Actinopteri; Perciformes; Anarhichadidae. The transcript is spliced from 5 exons. Gene Ontology annotation, cellular component: cytoplasm. Gene Ontology annotation, biological process: positive regulation of JNK cascade; negative regulation of canonical NF-kappaB signal transduction. Gene Ontology annotation, molecular function: protein binding. The record is from RefSeq and is a predicted model, not a curated record. Bases 259 to 789 code for a protein of 176 amino acids.
CGGUCUUGAAGCUCGGCUCAGUCCGUUCUGGCUCGUGUAGAAGCCGCUUCUUCGUGUCUCCGCAGCGGCGGAGGAAUAAGAUGCGGAACCAGAACCAGAGACCGGAUCAGACCAGAACCAAAGACCGGAUAUCAGAACCCUCCUCCGGUCCCGCACAGCUCGGCCCGCAGAUAGCAUGACAGCAGCGGCGGCGGAGGAGCGAGCGACAGACAGGAGGUCCAGCUGAGAGAGGACGCUAGCGGCACAGCUAACAGCGCGAUGACCGCGGAGGGAGGCGGAACCAUCCGGAGGAGAAUCAAGAACCUGUCAAUCAAACUGAGGAGGAGGAGCGGCACCGCGCGGCACAAAGAAGACCUGAGCGGCAAGGUGACCUUGGAGAAGGUUCUGGGAAUCACAGCUCCAGGAAACCGAGCGUUGGCCUGCGACCCCCAAACCGGCCUGUUGGCUUAUCCUGCUGGGUGUGUCGUCGUCCUGUUGAAUCCUCGGAAGAACAAACAGCAUCACAUCUUCAACAGCUCCAGGAAGGCCAUCACCACGUUGGCCUUUUCUCCAGAUGGGAAGUAUGUCGUCACAGGAGAAAGUGGUCACAUGCCGGCGGUUCGAGUGUGGGCGGUGUCCGAUCGUGUCCAGGUGUCAGAGCUCCAUGAACAUAAGUAUGGUGUCUCCUGCGUGUCCUUUUCUCCAAACAGUAAAUACAUCGUGAGCGUUGGAUACCAACACGACAUGAUGGUCAACGUGUGGAACUGGAAGGUUUGUAUCCUUACUGCUUUAUUUAGCAGUUCAUUUUAGUGUGCGUGCGUGCGUGCGAAAAAGUGUUUGCCCCCUUCCUGAUUUCUUAUUUUUUUGCAUG